Molecule: messenger RNA, 3307 nt
Organism: Biomphalaria glabrata
Lineage: Eukaryota; Metazoa; Mollusca; Gastropoda; Planorbidae
Product: centrosomal protein of 83 kDa-like
Exons: 14
Coding region: 179-2383 (734 amino acids)
Cellular component (GO): centrosome
Source: RefSeq, a predicted model, not a curated record
AUAGUUAUACACUUGUAAACUUCCGGAUACAUUUGAAAUGGAAUUCUAAACACACAUAAAAAAUGGGAUUUAUUAAUCUACUAAGAGGACAAACGAUUUACUUCAGAAUGAGAAAUAAUUAAUCCAUUGAAAAUUAGAUCUAUAUAGAUCGAGGUGCAAAUAAAUAAACUAACAGAAAAUGGCCAGCACAAGUUUUCAUUCCUCCCAUAUCAUUGGAGGUAACAGACUAAUUGCUAGUAAUCUAAGCAAUCAGUUACCACAACUGAUGGUAGAAACUGAACUACAAAAACUCUUGUCUGAUGAAAAAGCACGAGCUGAAAAACAUAAAAUCAACUACCAGCAACUCAAAGUAGAGCACACAUGUCUUCAAGAAAAAUUGCUAGAAUUAGAGGCAGAGAACAAGUCAACCCUUGAAGAGUCUCGACUGGUGAAAGAAAAAUAUUUAUCUAUGUUUGAGGCUUGUGGCAGAGAACUUGCUGAAAAAGUGGCUGAAAUAAAUGAACUUAAAACAAAGAUGAUAACUCCACAAAGACUUGAACUUAUCAAAUCCCAAAUGCUUGAAGACUUGGAGAAGAUUUACAUUCAGAAAUCUAGGAAACAGGAAGAUGAGGUGGAAGAAUACAGGGCAGCUAUGAGUAAGCUUCGUUAUGAGUUGUCUUUCCUUAAAGCUGAGUAUGAACACAAUCAAACUGAACAUGUCCAACAAAUGCAGGAUUUAGUUAAACAGCAUGACAUUGAGCUGACUAAUUUACGACAAGAUCGUGAUGCAACCAUUACAAAAAUUCAAACUGAAACUGGUAGUGAUUUACAGAAAGUCAGAGUACUGCAAAGAGAUAAUGCACAAUUAAAUCUACAGGUAAAAGAGUUAUUGAAUGAGCUUGAAGAGGUAAGAGCUCUAAAAGAGAAGCUAAGCCUGGAGUCAGAUAACAUUAUGCGGACACAUACCAAGCAGGUCUCUGAACAGAUUUCAACAAUCAGAUCUUUAGAGUCUGAAAGAGAAUCAUUGAAACGCCAAAUAGAAUCAAUUCAUCAUGAGCUGACAGCAGUCAUCACAGAUCAGAAUAAACUCAGAGGAGAGCUGCAUGAAGUCGAAACAAAAAACACCAUUUUGAAAAAUCAUGCUGAAGAGACCAUCCACAGGUCCAAGGUUGACCUUUCUAACCUGAAAAUGGACAUGCUGAAACAGAGGGGAGAGCUUGAGAAAGAAAGGGAUAGACUGAGAAAUGAACUGGAAGAUAUGAAACAACAACUGGACAUUUCACAAGCCAAAGUUCUUCAGUUACAACAUCUGUUGGAGGAGAAAGAGAGAGAUGCUGUGCUAAGGGUUCAAGCAGCCAGAGAGGAAGAGUUUUCUAAGAUUGUCAAAGUGGAAAAUGAAAAGUUUGAAUUAGAAACUAAACUUCAGGAAAUGGAACGCCGCAGAAUUGAUGAUGAAGCUCGUCGCCAUGCAGAUCAAGAGAAAGCUAAUGAUCGUGUCAGCCAAGCCAAUGCAGCCAAAGACCAGGCAGAGAGGGAGUUAAUCAGCAUUAAAGCUCGGCUUGGUCACAUGGAAAGUCUUGAAAGUCAAGUGGAACGAGAACGUUCUGAAAACUCAUUGUUGAAAUCUCAAGUCUAUAAGCUGCAAACUGAAAUCAAUGGCUUUCAUUCUGCUGAAAAUGAGCUGGCAGAUUCCAACAUGAAAAUAAAAAAUAAUGCAGAAUUGUUAAGAGAAGAACUCCAGAUGACUAAAUCCCAGCUUGAGCAACUUCAGAAUAAUCACCAGGUCAUUUUAAUGCAACAACGAUCUGCCAUGGCUGAUGACCGUGUGCAGCUUGAAGGUAGAAUACAUGAGCUAGAGGAAAAAUUAAAUGAAUCUUUAGCCAAAUAUAACAGGGCUUCCGUCAUACAUAAAAAGCUAAAAACAAAAACUGCUUUAAUUACUGAGAAACUGAAGGACAAGUUGAUGUUAUUGAAAGCACAAAAUACAGAGUUGGACCUGGAAAAAAAGGCUUUGCAAAAAUGUGUUCCAUUUGAUAAAUAUAAUCGACUACACAAGCAGUGGAAAGAUCUAUGGCGCCGCCAUAAUGAAUUCAGGACUAUAUUGUUUUCAAUUCCUUCCAGUAGUUCAACUUCUUACAAAAAGAAAGUUUCAGAGGUAUUGCUAGAUGCCUCUACUGUACUGCAACAGUCAGGAUUUGAUAAUGAAUUGGAGGAGCAACAUCAGGAAGAUUUAAAAGUUUUGCGGCUACGACUGGAAGCCUUAGACAAGGUGCAGCAUCAACAACUGGCUGAACUCAUUGACCUUACUCCUCGAGAAAAACAAGACAUUGAGAAGGAUGUUUGUCAAUAUUCUGGCAGCAUCAAGUCUGAUGAAGAACAUUCCAUAAAGUCAAAUGAAUCCUGAACUACUGACAUAUCUUAAAUCAUAUAUAAUUAGUAAAAGUUUAAAUUAUAUUUAUAAAUUUGAUGGAUUUGAUAUUACAUUGUAUGCUUACUUAUACAUUUAUACUUAAAAAUAUUGUUUUAUAUUUAAGAAAGCUGAUAUUUUAAUAAAUGUAUUUUAUACUUUUGUUACUAAUAAUCAAAAUUUUACAUUAGGCUUUAAUAUAACCUUUUUACUAAUUAAACCUUACCAUUUGUUUUUAUUGAAUGUGGAAUAGAGGCUACAUUUAUCUAAUGUAAACUAGAUUAAGUUACAUUGAGCCAAAGUAAGAUUUUUACUUGACAUGUUUUUAUUCUAACUUCUGCCAAUUAUAAUGCACAUCUAUUUAUCAUCUCUGGUUCCAGAGAAUCAAAAGUUUUAAGCUGAUUCAUCUUUUACUACAACUGUAAAAUAUGUUUGUUGAGAAUGGUUCUGCAUGCUAUCUAGAAGAUGUCAAUUCUCCAUUAUAAGUUUCAAAUGUUUCAAUUAUUUGUUGUUUUUUUGAGCAUCAUUCUUUUGUCUGUCUUUUGAUUUUAUUUUUGAUAUAUACAAUAGAUAGGCACAAUAUUUAACUUAGCUUGAGAGAAAAGGAAAGGAAUAUAUUUACUUUUGUGUUCUUAUAGUUGAUAUAUAUAAAUUUACUUUGCAUAUUUGAAUAAUGUUUUUCUCAGCUUCUUAUAGUUAAUCCUAAACUUACCUACAUUGUACAGGGAUUCUUUUUCCUUAUUCAUCAGUGAUUGUGCUAAUAAAUUAAUGCAAUGGAUUUUUUACAGUACUUUUAAAUGUGUAUUUGUCUGGGCUAAUUAUUUUCAAUGGUGGACGCAUUUUUUAUACACCUGACCAGUACUUUAUCUUAUUUCAUUUAUUUAUGUGUUAUAAUAGAAAUAAAUAUUUCUAAAUAUGUAA